Panicum hallii is the source of this 1180-nucleotide messenger RNA. RefSeq names its product peroxisomal membrane protein 11-1. The transcript has 8 exons. The record is from RefSeq and is a predicted model, not a curated record. The coding region runs from base 153 to 866 and encodes 237 amino acids. Lineage: Eukaryota; Viridiplantae; Streptophyta; Magnoliopsida; Poales; Poaceae. Gene Ontology annotation, cellular component: peroxisomal membrane. Gene Ontology annotation, biological process: peroxisome fission; regulation of peroxisome size.
CGAAUGGUGCAGUGAAGUAGCUGAGGAAGCUGCUCCAGGACUGGCUUCCUUGGAAGGCCUCGGCUAACACCAGGUGGUCCCUCCUCUAUCCACCCCUUACCUUGGCCUCCCAACUCAACCAUUCUCCCUGUGUCAUCACCAGCAAGAGGAAGAUGGGCUCGUUAGAUGCCACACGAGCUGAGCUCGGCCUCGUUGUUCUGUACCUGAACAAAGCCGAGGCUAGGGACAAGAUCUGCAGGGCGAUUCAGUACGGCUCAAAGUUCAUAAGCAACGGGCAGCCUGGCACCGCUCAGGAUGUCGAUAAAUCGACAACCUUAGCUCGAAAAGUUUUCCGUCUCGUCAAGUGGGUCAAUGAUCUUCAUGCCCUUAUCAGCCCACCUGCUAAAGGGACUCCUAUCACACUUGUCCUGCUUGGCAAGUCCAAAAACGCGCUCCUUUCGACGUUCUUGUUCCUGGACCAAUUUGUGUGGUUAGGACGAACAGGAAUAAUCAAGAACAAGGAGGCGACGGACCGGGUUGCGAGGAUAUCCCUGUACUGUUGGAUGGCUUCUUCUGCCUGCGCUAGUCUAGUCGAGCUUGGAGAGCUUAAGAGGCUAUCGAGAUCGAUGAGGAAGCUUGCAAGGGAGCUGAGGCGCACUGAUAAAUACGAGAAUGAACAGUAUCAGAGCAAAAUGAAGCAGUCGGAUGAGCGGCUCCUGGCCCUGGUGAAGGCGGCCAUGGACGUGGUCGUGGCCAUCGGGCUUCUUCAGCUGGCACCCAAGAAGGUGACUCCCAGAGUGACUGGAGCUCUCGGAUUCGUCACCUCGCUCAUCUCCUGCUACCAGCAACUCCCUUCCCGUGCCCCCGUGGCCAAAGUCAAGGCAUGAGAUGUGUCGGUGUUCUCCUAGUCCCAAGGGAGCCGUCGCUGGACAUUGAGCUGCACUUCAGCAUGAACCGCACGAGAAUAAUGUCUAUAUGUGCCAGUGUAGAAUACAUGGAUUGGCAGUCGUGCUCCUGCCUUAUGCUUUCAUGCGGUACUCAUAUUUUUGGUUGCCUAGUAGUAAUGGACAUGGUUAUGUCUUGUAUGUUCACACGUGGCUCCGACCUGUGCCACCGUGGAUAAUAUUUUUGUAGCGUGUAUAUGCUCGAAAGUGCAUGUCGCGACUGGCUAGCUAAUGGCAAUUGAACCAACCUUGGCCUU